Clonostachys solani is the source of this 2283-nucleotide messenger RNA. NCBI's taxonomy places the organism in Eukaryota, Fungi, Ascomycota, Sordariomycetes, Hypocreales, Bionectriaceae. The record is from the annotation of a GenBank genome assembly.
AUGGUUACAAUGACUAAUGCUCCCUUCGGCAGAGAUGGCUCCAAGAGACGCCGCUUGAGCGUGUCGAUGCCUGAUGUCGGCUAUGUAUCCGCUCCGGAUGGCGAUGUUCCUUCUCUAGCACCCUCGGUUGCCAUGAACGUUCCUACGGAAAUUCUCCAGCAGAUUUAUCGGCUCCUCAGCCCUGUAGACUUUAACUCCGCCCGUCACACGUGCCGCACUUGGUUCUCCGCUUCCUACGACCGAUCGCUGCUGAUACAAAUGCUUAAGCGUGGAGGUUGGUGGACCAGUGUGCUUCGGAUUCUUGCCCCGCCUGAGACGUCCUCCGUCGAGGACAACGACCUGAGGAUCAUGAGCAAAUGGAUCUCCAGAGAAACGACGCUCUCGGACAUCUCUCGGAAUGCCUUUGUAGAAGUUGGUCAGACAGAUUUCAGUGGGCUUAUCCCUGGAUCGACUCCGAGGUCGCUCCAUGGCGCCAUCUCGUUUGCUGCCAGCCUCUGCGGCCGAUUCCUGCUCGUCAUGAUUGACCGUAGAGCAUAUGUAUAUGAGCUCAACCAUACGUGCUCUCCGGAGUACUUGGGAUGGUCUACCCCGGGGUCUGGGCGACAGGGGUUUGGACUGGGUUCUCUGCGGCCUGUGACCGUGAUCGUCUGUCCCGCGCCCAUCAUUAGCUUCAGUAUGGAUACAUCAGCUGGUAGAAAUGCGGUAGCCUUUCUGCUCGAGGGCCGUGCUGGACUGGUCCAAGACCUUUCGCUGGAAAAGUUGGGGGUUCGCGGAAGCAACGGCGUAUUUUAUCCCUCCGCAGGCGUCGAUUCUCAGACGUGGUCAGGGUCGAGCUCCGCAACCAGCUCUUCCGAAGGGUAUGACUGUAUUUGUCGCACAUCACCCCCUUCACGACCCUUGCUGGCAGAGAAUGGUUCCAAGGCAGUGUACAGAUACAUCUGCCACCCCGAUGACCCACCUCGCUCCGUGGCAUUGUGCCCACAGCGGAGCUGUGUUGCCUUUGGCGACUUCCUAUACUUCCUCCCACUCCGUCGAGGCAUUGACAGUGCAAAGAAGCUUCGGCUCAUCAGCUCUGCCGCCGGUAUCGGGAGCCCGAUGAACGAUGCAGCCAGGUACAUUCAUGGGUUCAGUGAACCACCACUCGGAGUGAUUAGGACCUCGUUUGUGUCUGUAGCAGCGCCCAAUCGUGGGCACCUAACGGCCCGGGAGGUGCAUACAAUAACAGCAAGCGUUGACCAGCAGCGGCCUGUCAUCCGCAGCAGGGAUCUUCUAGAGAGAAUGAUGCCAGGACCAUCGCACGAUGCCUUGCUGAGGAAGGUGUCGGCAAGGAGUGCGGACCAUUACCGAGCUGUCCCUCUCAGUGACGGCUACCACAUUUUGUUCACAGAUCCCCGGACUGGUAACCUCUGCAUGGGAACUGACGCACCAGUCGGAUCAGUCACUCGCCUGAUUCGCAAAGUCUGGUUCGCGCCUCCACCGAGAGCAGCAUCACCAGUGCCACUACUCUAUACAGCUGGCUCCGAUGUACGGCACGGGGUUCGCAUCAUUGCCACAUUUUCCCUCAUGCAAGAUGGGAAUAAGGAAGAGGGGGAGGGUGGAAACGGGAAGGACGCUACUAGAGAGGGGAGAGUGGAGGAUAGGCAACUUAUUGUGUUCUACACAAUACCACCUGAUAUGUUUCAUGACAUCUCCCGGGUUGGGCUGAAGACACACCUGGCGGGUGGGACUGGAAGGCUCUCGAGGGACUCAUUAGCUUCUGAAUGGGUCUGGUGGCGCGUGGAAGAGACAUAUCACGAGAUUGAUAUUUUUAGCGACCCGUUCAAAGACAGCACUGUAUAUCCCCUGGAGGUCCGUGGACAAGUCGUUGCAGAGUGCAGCAACCUUGUGGAAAUUGCCCUGGACGCAAGGCUCGAGAUGAUAAUAUGGGCAUUUAGCGCGGAAGGAUGGGCCCGGACGUGGGUCAUGGACACGGGCAGGGAUGGGCCCUGUAUCAAAUCUGUGGUCCAGCGCGACGGAAGCCUGCGUUAUCUCGACCAAGAUGGAGAUGUGACGAUGGCCGACGCGGAAGAAGAGGGCAGGGGCAGCGCGAAGGUCACAUCGGACGGCGACGGGUGUGCGUCAGGAUUCGACGGCGGCCCUUCGUCUCACUGGACGAGUGCGCCGGCGGAACGGAUCAGCAGGUACGCAACGAGCUGGAUGGGAGACAGGAUGAGUGGCACGGUCAGCGUGGACUUGGCUGAAGAGGUGAAUGGGAUCUCUCGGGUCGACGUGGAGCUGAGGUGA